AUGGGAAAGUCUCAGAAGAAGCGCAGCAUGCGCAGACAUAACCCAAUGCGUGUUCCAGACUCGCAUCUUGCGAAAGGUCUCGCCUCCGCAUCCGCUUCGUCUUCCAAGGGCGAAGCCAUCCUCCCAAUCAUACAGAAACUUGACAGCGUGGACACUGCAGACAGAAAAUGGGCCUGUGUCGCGGUCUCAAAUUUGAUCCACAACGAUCCAUCUACGAGGCGAUUGCUGCAGAGCAAAAAUAUUGUCGGCGCGUUGAUCACUCGCCUGUCGGAUAGUGAGGAGGAGGUUGUCGUAGAAGCUGCGGGAUCUCUGCGAAAUCUAUGCAUCGAUGGUGGUUUCGACAUCUGCGCCGAGAUGUUCAACAAGAACAUCCUGGCUCCUCUAAAAACUUUUAUACCCAAGAUCUCCAGCACUCUGUCGCAAUACCUCGCUUCGCCCAAGAAUGCACCUGAAAAUGCGCAAAAGCUUGUCUACGAGUUCGCUGACAAUGUAAUCACAAUAUUGUGGUGUCUAUCAGAGACCUCGAACAAGGCCUUGAAUGCGAUCAACCAAAUAUCCCUCGUACCUUUUCUGAUGUCCUUCUUGGCGUCGAGGGGACAACUGCCGAUAUCGACUACUACUUCGGCAGCACAGUGUUUGUACGUGCUGACAGAUGAAAACCCUUCUAUCAUAAACGAGGUUCGCACGAACGCCGAGUAUACCACAUGUUUGCUCGGCGUUGUGCGGUCUGAAGACACGGCCCCAAAAUCGAACGGCAAAGAGAAGGACAAUUCUGAUCCGAGAGCGUCUGCUUUCCGUGUACUCUGCUGUGGCAUUCUCAGGAAUGUCUCGCCUAUCCCUCCCCCUUCGAUAGCCGCUACCGUUGAUCUCGACCGGGACGUAAUCAUCCCGAAUCUAGAGCCGGUCUUGACCUCGAUAGACCUACAGGAAGCAUCUCAAGCUGCGCACCAUGCUUUGGAGAAUCAAGAGCCCAUUCCGCAAGUCGAGAACCUUUCGCCGAAAAACGCACCCAAGUCCGAUCACAAGACUCCAUCCGAAUUGGAGCUCGAACGACUCGAGACAAGACUGCGCACGGUCCAGCUCGCUCUAGAGAUUCUCACAGGCAUGUGCGCCACACUGCCCGACCCAGAAAUCUUCAACGGCGCCGGCAAUGACGAGGAGGGCUUACAAGAUGGAAACCAGGACGACGAAGGAAUGGAUGACGCUCAGGACAUCGAUAUGGACGAGUCCACGUCCACCCCAGCGGCUCCGCCGCCCGCGUUCUUCACGACGCUCGUCACGUCCCUGCUCAAAUUGAUCCAGCCCACACCGCUCUCCUUACCUCCCGUGGAAGCGCCGUCGCCACAUCCGCCCACAACCUCGGUGCUCGGCGCAAUACACGUCAGUGCACUUGAAUGCCUGAACAAUAUUUUCCUCUCUAUGGCAACGUCGCUCAGCGGUCGGCCGUCAGGUCUGGCGGCAGAAAACGGCAGUGCCGUCUUCGAUGCGGUUUGGAGCGCGCUCGGGGCGGUCGGCACGGACAUUUCUGGCCCCGGACAAGAGCGCCGCAGAGAUGUGUGGGAGACCGGCGUCGGUGUUCUGUGGGGUGUUGGUAAUGUGUGGAAGGGGGCGCUCGCGCCCACGGCAGAGCAGGUCCAGGUCCUCAUUCAGUACUGCAACGCAUCCACCGACAUCGGGGUAAGGGUCAAGGCGAUCGGAACGCUCGAGUGUCUCGCGCAGCACCCACAGUCCAUCGAGGCAAACAAGACCAUUUCGUCAUUCCUGUUGUCGCUGUUACCGCCUUCGGCGACCCCGCCAACUGCGACCGAGCCGCUACUGCAGGCCGCGUCUGCGCUCAUCGAUAUCUACUCGGACGAGACACUCCCGUACGACACCAACUUCCGGCAGGGGCACUACCUGGACGCGCUCGUCCGGUCCACCGAGGGUAUCCGGCGCGCGGUGCGCGGGAUCGACCGCAAGAAGGAACGCGAACUCCGCGUCCGCGGCGAGGAGGUCCGCGACAACCUCGUCGCGUUCAUCCAGUACCGGCGCGGCCUCAGGCUGUGA
Molecule: messenger RNA, 2046 nt
Organism: Epithele typhae
Lineage: Eukaryota; Fungi; Basidiomycota; Agaricomycetes; Polyporales; Epitheliaceae
Product: ARM repeat-containing protein
Exons: 10
Coding region: 1-2046 (681 amino acids)
Biological process (GO): protein import into nucleus; ribosomal large subunit biogenesis
Source: RefSeq, a predicted model, not a curated record